Paramecium octaurelia is the source of this 1572-nucleotide messenger RNA. Lineage: Eukaryota; Ciliophora; Oligohymenophorea; Peniculida; Parameciidae. The record is from the annotation of a GenBank genome assembly.
AAAAUGAAUCAACUGAAAAAACAUAUCUCUGUCAAAUGCAUCAAUUUUAACACUUAAUCUACAAACACUCGAACCAGGAGUAUCUCAAAUUAAGUUUCCAAGAAUUCAACAGACCGUUCGAGAUCCGUAAGCAAAUUAUAUCCAGCCAUUAAGUAGAAUAGUAAAAUCAAUCAUUAGGUUGCCAGUACCUACAAAGAAUUCAGAGUCUGUCUCUAUGUCCAAUUCAAAACCUGUGUCCAAAUUGGGAAAAGUGAAAAUUGACCUCGGAAACAAAGCGACAUCCAGAAGUUAACAAACAACUUAAAAAUCACGAUCAAACAGUCAAAUUAGCAAAGAAGAGAGCUUCCCAAAAUUGCUGCCUGAUUUUGGGAGAAUGGAAACUGAACUAUUGGAUUGCCAAGAUUUCAUGCUACAAUUGCCUGAGAUUCAGUUUCCAACUACUGAAGAUAUAAUGAAGGAAAGAAUAAUUCUUGCCAACAGAAUUGCAUACACCACCAAGACAAAGAAACGCAUUCCAAUCACAACACCAGAUUUUUAUAAGGUAUCGCAUCUCUAACCUUAGUAAGGUAGCUCUGCUAUGUGAUAGGCAAAGGAGCAUUUGCAAAGGUAUGCUUGGGUAUCCAAAUAUUAACAGGAGCAAAGGUGGCCAUGAAGAUAAUUGAAAAAUCAACACUCAAAACAGAAAGUGCUAAAAAAAGAUUGUUACUAGUAAUUACUUAUAUAUAUAUCUAUUUUUAGGAAAUUACUUUGAUGAAAAUACUCUCCCAAUACCAAUAGUUUGCCUCUCUUUUUGAAGUCUUCGAAACAAAAAAGCAGAUUUACAUUAUAAUGGAGUACGUGGAAGGAGGAGAUUUGAUGAAGUGGACAAAGGAGAAGCCUAUCCCUGAGGGGUAAGCCAAAAAUCUAUUUGGUCAACUGAUAUUGGCCUUGUAGAUACUUCAAAGUCAUAACAUAUUACAUAGAGAUAUCAAAUUAGAUAAUAUACUGCUUUAGGGAGACUCAAUAAAGAUCUGUGAUUUUGGAGUGAGUAGACAGAUUAUAAAGGGAUAGAAGAUAUUGGAAUAAUGCGGGACUCCUGCUUAUUUGGCACCAGAAGUGAUCUCCAACAAGACAGGCUACGAAGGAUUCGCAAGUGAUAUUUGGAGUUCAGGAGUCUUGCUUUAUAUCUUACUAGUUGGAAAAGUGCCAUUUAAAGGAAAUAAUAUGAAUGAAUUAAAUCACAAUAUUUAAAAUGGUCUUCUUAAUUUUAUGGAGAUGAAGAAAUAUAAUUUAUCCAAUGAUGCCGUUGGUAAUUCUUAAUUUAAUACUUUAUUAGAUCUUAUAAAAUCAAUACUGAAUGUGAAUCCGAAAUUAAGAAUAACCUUAACCGAGAUCCUGAAUCAUCCUUGGCUUAAAGAGUUAAACUUGAAAUCGAAUAAAGUCUAGGUGUAGAACUCCAAUUUAGAUUUGAGAGUUAUUUCUUAGAUUGAGUAAUUUGGCUAUUCAAGAGAGUUCAUAAUCAAAAGUUUGUAGAAAUAGACACUAUGUCACAUAAAUGCCAUGUAUUCUAUUUUAACAAAAGUUUAAAAAUGA